AUGUUCGAACAACAUCAACAACAACAACCCUCCCAGGCAACCGGAAAAAACACACCUCCAUCAUCCUCCUCAGACCAUCCGUCCUCAUCAGCACACCUCCUCCUCCUCCUCCGCGAGCAGCGCCUCUCCACAUGCCUCAACCUCCUCCGCCACGCCCAACGAACCCUCCACCAGCGCCACGCCGAAGCAACCGCACACCUCGGCCGCACAUCCAGCCUCGUCGCCCAAUCCGCCUGGGACCUCUUCUCCCAGAGCCCCCUCGACUUUCUGUGCCACGAGAUGGACAUUCUCACCGACGACGACGACGUGUACGCCGUCACCAACGCCAUCCUGUCCGACAAGUCGCCCGUGGGCAUCGGCAGCAGCAGCAGCAGCAGCAGCAGCGACGCCUGGAUGGAGAAACUCAAUCAGCUGCGCGAUCUGAUGGACGACGAGGAGGAGAGCAAGCAGAGAGUGAGCAGAAUCACGCGGCAGAGGGAGGUUGCGAAUGGCAUGAUGCGCGUGGGCGCGGCGGAGCUGGGCGCUGUGCUGGCGAGGAGCGAUGCGCUUCUGGUGAGGGGGGAGAAUUAUCGGUAUCGGUAUCGGUAUCAGAGGGGGUUACGCGUUCAUCACGCGCCGACCACGAUGCCUGCGCCGGUGGCUUCUUCUUCUCCUUCUUCUUCGUCUUCUCGGAACGUCGUCAACGUUGACGGGAGCGCAAACGAGUCAAACUCCAAGGUAGCGGCUCCUGUGCCGAAGAAGAGCAGCUUCUUCGAUUGGCCGGUGCCAGCUACUACUGCUGCUGCUGCUUCGUCCAAGGGAAAGCAAGCUGCCGUUGAAUCGGAGGAUGGAGAAAGCAGUGGGACGUCUAGCGGACUGGACUCUCCGAGGGGAUGCCAGGGAGAGUGCUGUCGCCAUUGA
Messenger RNA from Trichoderma citrinoviride, 900 nucleotides. RefSeq lists its product as hypothetical. The transcript has a single exon. The record is from RefSeq and is a predicted model, not a curated record. The coding region runs from base 1 to 900 and encodes 299 amino acids. Lineage: Eukaryota; Fungi; Ascomycota; Sordariomycetes; Hypocreales; Hypocreaceae.